This is a messenger RNA of Kwoniella shivajii, 825 nucleotides long. RefSeq lists its product as uncharacterized. The record is from RefSeq and is a predicted model, not a curated record. The transcript is spliced from 2 exons. Lineage: Eukaryota; Fungi; Basidiomycota; Tremellomycetes; Tremellales; Cryptococcaceae. The coding region runs from base 1 to 825 and encodes 274 amino acids.
AUGAGUAUGUUCGAUUUAUCUCAUUUGGGAGCAGAGUUGAAUGCCGCUAGACGAACAAGGCAUCCGCAAUCACCUUCACAUUCACAUUCACCUUCACCUUCCCUUCCUCCUGGUCCAUCCACGAGCAACAGGGUUAUCCCAGUCCUUGAUCACGAUGACCAGCGACCAUUACCUGAACUGUCCACUUCCAUCUCAUCAACUUCUUCAUCCAUCAAUACGGAUCCGGAUAUAGAGAUAGAUGACGUUCACAACAAUCCUCGAAUAGAUCUAAAAUCGGGAAACGGAAAUGACAAGGAAGAACUGGAAAAACCAUAUCCACUUUGCUUAUUGUGUCUUGCUCGACCACCUUCAGCAGUUCUCUUACCAUGUUGUCAUCUGAAUCUAUGUUAUUUAUGUGCACCACUUCUCAUUCAUCGUUCUACAAGUCUCUCGACACCUUCUACACAGUCAUCGAGCUCACCAAUACCCAUAACUGAAAGGACAUCGAUAUCAGAUGAAUGUACGAAUACUCCGUUCAACGUGAGAUUGAUGAGAGCUACAGCGAAUCAUCCUAAAUCUCGAAUAUUAGCUAUGGGCGGAUACAGACCUCCUGAGGAAGGUAAAGUGAAUGGAGAAGUAAGAGGAACCGAUUUAACUUCAUUUCCUGAUGGACCAGAUCCCAAUCUGCAAGAAAACAUGGGAAUGAUAAUAGAUCUUGAUUGUUCAGAUAACCGAGAAGAUCAUGGAAGAAUCAGAUUGGGUGGAAUGCAAUCAAAAGAAAGCGGGGCGAAAUGUUUGGUUUGUAGAGAAGGCGUUAAAGGUUGGUUGAGGGUUUAUACGGGAUAA